Messenger RNA from Notolabrus celidotus (New Zealand spotty), 734 nucleotides. RefSeq names its product APOBEC1 complementation factor-like. Lineage: Eukaryota; Metazoa; Chordata; Actinopteri; Labriformes; Labridae. The annotation marks the transcript as partial. The transcript is spliced from 4 exons. The record is from RefSeq and is a predicted model, not a curated record.
AAAUUUACAUGACUGUACCUGUAGGGGCUGCCGGGGUGCGGGGGCUGGGUGGGCGGGGCUACCUGGCCUACGCGUCCGGGGUCGGAGCCGUGGGUCGAGGCGGGAGCGGCGGCGCCUCCUACGGCGGCCUGAAGGGGGACAAGCAGGGGGAGGACAAGCUGUACGACCUGCUGCCCGGCAUGGAGCUGACCCCCAUGAACCCGGCUGCCAUGAGCCUGAAGGCCGCCGCCAUCAAACCUGCACCACAGGUCCUGGAGGAGCUGUGUCAGAAGAAUAACUGGGGUCAGCCGGUCUACCAGCUGCAUUCUGCCAUCAGUCCGGAUCAGAGGCAGCUCUUCCUCUAUAAGAUCACCAUACCUGCUCUGGCGACUCAGUACCCCAACGUACAUCCCUUCACCCCCGCUAAGCUGUGUGCGGCGGUCGAGGAAGCCAAAGUCCACGCCGCCGAGCACACCCUGCAGACGCUCGGCCUGCAGACGGAGGGCGCUGCAGAGGCCGGCUGUGCUACUGCCGCCGUGGCUUCAGUAGCCUUCCCAGGUUACACCCUGGCGAGCCCGGCGGCGUCAGCAGUGGCGUCCCAGCUGAAGCAGGCCGUGUCUCUGGGUCAGGACCUGACCGCCUACGCCACCUACGACGGAUACCCGGCCUUCGCUGUGGCCACACGCCACUCUGACGGGUACGGCGUUUUCUAGAGCUGCCAACCUCCAAACAGAGGACGCUCACGCUAAGCUGCU